Molecule: messenger RNA, 3370 nt
Organism: Tachysurus fulvidraco (yellow catfish)
Lineage: Eukaryota; Metazoa; Chordata; Actinopteri; Siluriformes; Bagridae
Gene: zcchc9
Product: zinc finger, CCHC domain containing 9
Exons: 7
Coding region: 177-941 (254 amino acids)
Molecular function (GO): nucleic acid binding; zinc ion binding
Source: RefSeq, a predicted model, not a curated record
CCCUUACCAGUUGGUGGCGGUGAUAUCGUUGUUUGCUAACAGCCAAUAAAACCAGCAAGAAGAAGAAGAGGCAGAGCUUGUUUUCCGCAGUCGGCUAUUUUGUGCGACGGAUGUGAGUAGUUAUUGGGACACCAGGGAGUACACGUGAGUUUCCAGAUAGACAGUGUGGGGAAAAAAUGACACGCUGGGUGAAAAAUGUCAGUAAACACAAAACAAUGGAUGCUGCAUCAUGGAGCCAAUUAAGGGCAGGCAUAUCAGGUAGACGGAACUCUUCAGGCAGCCGUUUGCAAGAUGAUGCAUCACUUCAUUACCCUGAUCGAAAAAGAGCUAACAAAAACAGACAUGAUGUGAAUGGAUUCAUGGAAUAUAUGAAACACAAAAGGCAACCAUUACAUAAUGGAGGGCGAGGAGUGGCCCCAGAGGAGCAGGACAUAAGAGAAGUAGCAGCCAUUUCUCUAAAAAAUAACAAAAGAAGAGAAAAUCGGAGGAUAAAGAGACAGAAGGCUAUAAAGAGCAACAUGGUGUGCUUUAACUGUAGGAAGCCUGGCCAUGGAUUGGCUGACUGCCCAAAAGCUGAUGAGGAAAUGGGUAGAGGGAUCUGCUUUCGUUGUGGGUCUACAGAACAUGACAUACAGAGGUGCAGGGCUAAAGUAGACCCUGCAAUGGGUGAUUAUCCAUAUGCCAAAUGCUUCAUUUGUGGAAAGACUGGUCACUUAUCCAAAUCUUGCCAGGAUAAUCCAAAAGGCCUUUAUGCUGCAGGUGGCUCUUGUCGAAUUUGUGGCUCAGUAGAACACUUCCAGAAGGACUGCCCAGAUCAUCAAACCUCAUCAAAAUCCAUCACACUUGGUCGCCUGUCCAACAAAAUCAGUGCGGAUCAUGAGGACGUCAGUGUUCCUGUGGCACACGUGUCACUCAAGAAAGUCAGAGUGGUGGUGUACUAAACAGUCUGUUUUGUUUCAAGAGAGCAUUUGGGAGGAUAUAUUUCAGGUUUUUCAGCUUCAUUAAAUGUAUGAUCCUCCCUAUGACUGAUUCAGAAUAAUUUUUAUAAAAUCUCUGUCUCAAAAUAAAUGACCAUUUCAUCUGGGUUUUUUUUUGUUUUGUUUUUUUGCAAAAAGAUUUGUUUCUAGAACAUGUUUGCAAUCCUUAUGGUCUUCAAAUAAAUCUCAAGCACAAACAUUAAUAGGAAAUGGUAAAGGUUUACUAUCUCUAUCUGGCUUUUUACUUCUUUUGUCCUACACUUCUCUUUGCUCUAGUUAUCACUGGUACCCUGUGUGUUACUAUUAUACAUUUGAUUUAUUUUACACAUACACUACCAGUCAAAAUUUUGGGGUCACCCAGAAAAUUUUACAUUUUAUUUGAAAAAAACUGUUUUCUUAUAAAAUAUAAAAAAUAUACAGAAAAUAGCCAGGACAUUGGUUAGAAUUUUUUUUUUUUUUUUUUUUUUUUGCAGCAAUUAUAGCCAUACAGACAGUUGCCAUAAUGGCUGUCAAUUUGAGCUAAUCUGUAGAAAUUUUACCCCAUUGUUCAUGCAUCACCUCCUAUAAAUUGGAAUGGCCUAGCAGGCUAACAAUCAGGUCCAACCAGGUCAUCAAACAGGCCAGUUUAUAACAGUGAUUGAAUACAAGCUGACUAUUUCUUCUCUAACGAGUUUAGUCCUGUGCUUUAGGUUAUUGUUCUGCUGUUAUUUUGGCUCUCAAUUGGCAUUGUGAAAUGAAGUUAUAGCCUUCCUUGAUCCCUUUUAACACGUCUAAAUUUCCCACUUUAGCACAAGCAAAGCACUCCAGACUAUUCUUUCCCAUGCUUAACAGAUGGAAUCAAGCACUCCUCACUUUUUGUUUUUUAUUGUUCUUUAUAUUUCUCAUCUCACAAAUGUUCUUUAUUGUGUUCUACACACCAGAAACGUUAUUUUUAACCCUUUUUGACAAUCAAAAGCGAGAUUAACACAUGAUUUAGCAGAACAACUGAACAGAAACAGUUCUUAUUUAGACAUUAAUAAAAGUGUUUUGGUCCCAUAAUAUAUAUGUACAGGUUUUGUUUUCUUUAUAUUAAGGGUUAUUUUAUUUGACAUUUAAAAAAAGAAAGAAUUGUACUUAACUUCUAACUAAGUCUUUAUUACAAUAAAAUUAUGCAUCAUUUAGUGAAUGAUUUUGCCUCUAUUAAUUAUUUUAAAUUGAUUGUUUUUUUAGUGGCAGCAAGUCAUUUUGCUUAGAGAGACUAUGUGUAAUCAUCAUGCAGGAAAGUCAGGAGGUAUACAGUAUUACUCAAAUAUGUAUGUCAUAUCCAGGAACACUUGUUUUAAAAUCUUGUUCAGCUUAAUGCUCAUAGCAAUGAAGGCAUGCACUAUGGUAUUAGCUCAUGGUGUUGAGGCAGAUCUGAGUGCCGACUCAAAAUAGAACACUCAUUGUUGUCUGUAUGACACAACCCCACCAUUGUCAUAUUAAAUUAGAUUUAAAUCAGUUACUGAAGUGUUAUUUACAAUUGGUUACUAUUUCAAUAAUACUAUGUCAGUGAGAACAGAAAAAACAUAGUUAGGGUAUACAGUAAAAUGUCCAUUAUACUUCACUGCAUUUUUUGCUCCUUCUUGCUUACGCUUUAGUCAUUAAUCUUUACUCAUUUAGUUUCUUUAAUUUCCCUUUAGCCUUGAAAAAUCUGGAGAAGCCCACAGGCAGGGUAGGCCUUUGGAUCAAUUCAUUAGUAAGAAGUGAGAGCUUUACAUUUAGGUAUUAAAAUAGGACUGUUUCCUGGAUGACUCUGGCUCUUUAAAUCUUUGUCACUACAUUAGUAAUCAUUUUCUCCUUAUAGGAUAUCUGCAGUAUUUCAGAUGCAUAGGACAAAAACAACUCCUGAAAUAUAUCAACAUACAGUUAGAAAAUGAAUGAGUGUAGUGGUAGUUUAAUUAUAGUAACAUUAUAGAACAGAAUCAUAUGAUAAAAAUAAUUUAUCACAUGCACAGUGAGCGAAUCAUUCUGCAGCCUUGUGUGAGGCCUUGACUUUAAGAUUGAGCUGAAUGUGAUAGCUGAAAGGCACCUCCUGAUCCCAUUGUUUAUAGAGAAGCUGAAUAAUGUUCAGGCUGAUUAGGAGAUUUUUACUCAUCAUACACCACUGACAUGUAUACAAUACUCUAUUUGCAAGUUCAAUGAGAUGAUAAAAGCCAGGGAAAAUUGGGGAGAGCUAUUAAUCUGUUUAAAAGAAACAAAAGAAAAGGCUAUGUAUAUGUGACUAUCAUGUUCAGUAUAAACCACAUGCAUUUAAGUGUCAUUUCUGGUUGUAAAACAUAUAUGUAUACAUUGUGGGAUAGGGAUAUACUGUAGAUGUCUGUUGACAAAUGUUUAUAUUUGUACAUGAAUAAAUGUAAAGAUUUAUUGUUCUA